This is a messenger RNA of Ichthyophthirius multifiliis, 1242 nucleotides long. RefSeq lists its product as hypothetical. Gene Ontology annotation, cellular component: dynein complex. The record is from RefSeq and is a predicted model, not a curated record. The transcript has 2 exons. Gene Ontology annotation, biological process: microtubule-based movement. NCBI's taxonomy places the organism in Eukaryota, Ciliophora, Oligohymenophorea, Hymenostomatida. Gene Ontology annotation, molecular function: dynein intermediate chain binding; minus-end-directed microtubule motor activity; ATP binding.
AUGAGUGCUUUGAAACUAAAUCUAGGGGGUGCCCCUUCUGGUCCUGCGGGUACUGGAAAAACCGAAACAGUGAAAGAUUUAUCAAAAGCCCUAGCAAAAUAAUGCGUAGUAUUUAACUGUUCAGAAAGCAUGGACUACAUUAUGAUAGGGAAAUUCUUUAAAGGACUAUCAAGUGCAGGUGCAUGGUGUUGCUUUGAUGAAUUUAAUAGAAUCAAUAUAGAAGUACUAUCUGUAAUAGGACAAUAAUUAUAAGUUCUUUUAAAUGCUAAAGCCUAAUUUUAAUAAUUUGUGGAAUUCGAAGGAUCUUUAGUUCGCUUAGACUUCUCCUUUAGUAUGUUUAUCACUAUGAACCCUGGUUAUUCUGGCAGAACAGAACUUCCUGAUAAUUUAAAAGCUCUUUUUAGGCCUGUGGCUAUGAUGAUACCUGAUUAUGGGAUGAUAGCAGAAAUUUUGCUUUAUUCUUUUGGAUUUAAAUAAGGAAGAAUUUUGGCAAUGAAAAUUAAAUAAUUAUUUAAAAUUGCUUCCGAAGUUAUUUCUUUUUAGGACCAUUAUGAUUUUGGUUUGAGAAGUUUUAGAAGCGUUAUUGUUACUGCAGGCAUUUUAAGGAAAGAAAAUGAAUAAAAUGAAGAUUUAUUGAUUUUUAAAGCAUUAAAAAGUGUUAAUUUGCCGAAGCUUUUGCCAGAUGAUGUUCCUCUUUUUACCAAUAUACUCAAAGAUUUGUUUUAUUAGGAUACAUUGGAUUAAUUAAGAGAAGAUUAGGAUACUUUGAGAACAAAAAAGGACAUUUUAAACCAUUUUUAGAAGAAUAAAAUGCAAAUCGAAGACACUUUCUUACAAAAAAUUCUCUAACUUAACGAAAGUCUAAAAGUUAGACACGGUUUAAUACUUUUAGGACACCCAGGUAGCGGAAAAACAACCAACUAUAGAACUUUAAAGAAAAUAAUAGGUAAGAGAGUUCACUGUAAAGUAAUAAAUCCAAAAAGUAUUAGCCUAAAUUAACUAUAUGGAUAUUUUAACGAAAACUCUCAUGAAUGGAAUUUCGGAAUUCUGGAAUUUUUGAUAGUUGAUUGUUUAAAAAAUAAAGAAAGCUUAAAUUGGAUAGUUUUUGAUGGUCCUAUAGAUUCCAUUUGGAUAGAAUCAUUAAAUACUGUAUUAGACGAUAAUAAAAAAUUAUGUUUGAAUUCUGGGCUUAUUUAUGAUUUUUGUUUUUUGUUUGACUUGGAGUUUUGGCUCAUUUUCUGA